AUGAUCAAGGCAGAAGAAGAGGAGUUUGUGUCAGAGGAGGGAGAGGAGCAGGUCAAGGAGGGAGAGGAGCAGACCAAGGAGGGAGAGGAGCAGACCAAGGAGGGAGAGGAGCAGACCAAGGAGGGAGAGGAACAGAAGAGCAGAGUGACCUGCGUCUGCGAGAUAGUCAUAUCGUGUCUCAGUCUGACCCACUUCCACCAAUCCACCAGAGAGUCUCCAAACCCUGCGCAGCCACAGCAGGAGGCAGGAAGAUUUUAUUUUUAA
Knipowitschia caucasica is the source of this 264-nucleotide messenger RNA. Lineage: Eukaryota; Metazoa; Chordata; Actinopteri; Gobiiformes; Gobiidae. The record is from the annotation of a GenBank genome assembly.